AUGGCCAAUUCCACUGUGGUGACUGUGUUUCUCCUUGAGGGCUUUGCUGACACACGGGAGAUUCAGAUCCUGCUCACCAUGUUAUUCCUACUGACAUACUUGGGCACCCUGCUGGGGAACCUGCUCAUUGUCACCGUCACCACUGUGGACCGGAGCCUUCACACCCCCAUGUACUUCUUCCUCAGGAACCUCUCCAUCUUGGACAUGUGCUACAUUUCUGUCACUGUCCCCAAUGCCUGUGUCAACUCCCUCACUGACAACAGAGCCAUUUCAGUGGCUGGGUGUGCAACUCAGAUAUUCUCGGUCAUCUACUGUGCAUAUGUGGAGGUGCUGUUUCUCACCACCAUGGCCUGGGACCGCUAUGUGGCCAUCUGCCAGCCUCUCCACUACUCCACUACUGUGAAUGACCGAUUCUGUGUACAGAUGACCCUGGCUUCCCUACUCAGUGGCCUCAUCUAUGCAGGCGUGCACACUGGCUACACGUUCCAGCUGCCCUUCUGUGAAUCCCACGUGGUCCGUCAGUUCUUCUGUGACAUCCCCUCUCUGCUCAGCCUCUCCUGCUCUGACACCUCCAGCAGUGAGCUCUUACUCCUGCUCUCUGUUGUGCUGGUUGUUGGUGGCUGCUUCAUCUUCAUCACCAUGUCAUAUGUUCGUAUAUUCUCCACCGUGCUCAAGUUUCCAGCCCGAGAGCAAGGAAAGGCCUUUUCCACCUGUGUCCCACACAUCCUUGUGGUGUUUGUCUUCCUGAGCUCUGGCGCCUGUGUGUAUCUGAGGCCCUCUGUGACCUCUAAAAUGGUUCAGGACACAAUUCUUUCUGUAUUCUACACUGUUGUUCCUCCAUUCUUGAAUCCUGUCAUCUACAGUCUUAGAAACCAACAGAUAAAGGGAGCUAUAAGGAAAAGAAUACUACGGAAGUUUUAUUUUAGAAAAUUAUAA
This is a messenger RNA of Lepus europaeus (European hare), 936 nucleotides long. RefSeq names its product olfactory receptor 14C36. Gene Ontology annotation, molecular function: olfactory receptor activity; odorant binding; G protein-coupled receptor activity. NCBI's taxonomy places the organism in Eukaryota, Metazoa, Chordata, Mammalia, Lagomorpha, Leporidae. Bases 1 to 936 code for a protein of 311 amino acids. Gene Ontology annotation, biological process: G protein-coupled receptor signaling pathway. The transcript has a single exon. The record is from RefSeq and is a predicted model, not a curated record. Gene Ontology annotation, cellular component: membrane.